AUGCGUUGGCUCCUCCCCGCGGGCGCCUGCUUGGCGGCCUUGGUGGCUGCGGACGGCGGGACGGACUUUGGGCAUUGGAUAACUCAAUCAGGGGCGUGCAGGGACUAUUCCGGCAGCAACGUGAAGUCCGAACCACUGCCAGACAUCGCUCGUUUCAGCGCGUGCCAAGAUGCUUGCAUGGAAGACUCACUCUGCGAAGCUGUGGAGUGGCUUGGCCCUUGCCGCGCUGCCGCCCUGGUACAUUGGGCAGAUCUUAGCAUGAUAUCAGGUACCGAUGCCCAGCCAUGUUUCGAUUCCCUGUUCAAACCUGUUUGGUCAUGCCUCGCUACCGGUUCAAAGACAACGGUGGUGAUCAAUCAACUGGUGUGGAGUCAGAAUGCAGGCAUAGGCAAGGUCACACCUGGCAGUGAACUUGUUAGACUCAGUGGACUUAUCCCCCCUGAAGCCUUCAACGCGUCCUGUGUCACUGUGGUUGAUGCUGUGUUCUUGUCUGCUGCCCCGAUUGUGGAUUUGGAGUUGAAUGACAGCUGCACCGUCCUUUGUCAUUGUCCUGUUACCUUUGACCGUCUGUUCAAUUUGGUUGAGGUUUGUGCUGGUGCUGGACUUUCGUCUUUUGGACUGGAGCGUGCUGGUUUUCGUCACUGUUGUUCGGUUGAACUCCAACCUAAGUUGGCAGCCUUGCACCGUCAACUCCAUGUCAAUGUCCCAGUCGUUUGCGCAGACAUCACCCAAGAUGAUGUGGCAGCCAAGGUUUUUCACCACUGUUCUAACCCAGGUUUGCUUAUGUCCGGCGUUGCAUGUCAGCCAUACUCCAGAGGUGGUCUCCAACAUGGGGAAGACGACAUGAGAGCUGGAACCCUUCCGGCAACACUGAGGUUGGCACACCAUUUGCAAGUUCCGGCUCUGAUCAUCGAAUGUGUGACCCCAGCUCAGGCAAAUGGAUAUGUCCAGAAACACCUUGCAGCCUUUUCGGAACAACUUGGAUUCAAAGUAGUCCAACGUACGUUGAAACUGGAGAAUGUUUGGUCAGCUCUCAGGUACAGAUGGUGGGUCUUGGCAACUCAUGACACCAUUGGAUCAGUGAAGAUCCCAGCAUGGCCAACACAAUCGCCACUCCUUGUACGUGAUCUCAUGCCAUAUGUCAAAAGAUGGCCAGAAGAUGAUGAGAACCAACUUCUUUUGAACAACCAGGAGUUAGAGCGUUUUGAAUUGGCUGGGCAACCGCUCAGUUCUUGGCACCACUUACACGUCCUUGAAGUUGCACUUCUGAACGGAGUCCCAGCCAUGCACCAGUGGAGCACAGACCAGAGGCUCAACCUUUGUGCAAUCGGGCAGAUGGCAGCCCCCAUGCAAUCGUUGUGGGUAGGAGUUUGCGUUGCCGAUGACACAGGUGUUGUGAUCCAUCAGGAACUUGCACUGGCCAUGUUUGCAUCCGUCCAGGUACGAACAUCCGAACAGAUGUGUACAGACCAUGCCAUGCCUGCAGCCGAGUCCCUGUCAUGUCCCCUGUCGGUCGUCGCGUCCAGUAUGGAAAAUGCCAAGCCUACAGCCGAGUCCAUGUCUGGUCCCAAGACUGCCGUGUCGUCUUGUACUGACCUUGUCAUGUCAUGUGCCGAGCCAGAGUCAGGUCCUGAGUCAGUAGGUUGCCGUUGCCUGGAGGAUGUCGUCCUGCCGACCCAACCAGAUGGCCCGGAUGUUGAAAUGACAUCAGUUGAACUUGAUGUCCCUGGAAUCAUUUGCCCUGCGGAUGGUCCCGGUCAUGUCCUCCACCCAUGCCCGCCGUCCAACCAAGAUGCCAUGGUCUUGCACUUGCAGACAAUAGUCACGCAACAUGGAGGUGGGGACCUUGCAGUUUUGGAUCCAUUGCUUGCCACAACAUGCCUGCUUACCAACCAGACUGCAGCACUUGAAAGCUGGCGCGCCCAACAUGCCACCGCAGCCAAGAUUGCAUCCGUUGUUCUGCAUGACGGUCAUUGGACACCGUGUUUGUGGAUUGCCAGAGUGGAUAAGGUUGAGGUUCUGCUUUGGGACCAUGAAGAAACUGAUGUCAAUCCACUGAACCCACUGCAUGGCAUGAUGUGCAGGGUUCUUGGGGUUGCUGGCUUUCAACUCGUCACGACACGUCGCCAAUUUGGAAAGAACAUGUGUGGUGCUGCAGCCAUUGUUUUUCUGAAGUCCCUGCUGAAUGGAGUCACACUGCCAAGCACUGAGGAAGCCUUGCAGCAACAAGCCGAUGGUCUCAGACUGGAUUUUCAACUGUCCCACCUUGAUGUCACGCUGGUUACCAGACCAUGGAGUUGGGGUGCAGGUUCUUUUGAUGUUGUCAGUGUCACGUCCACAUUGUUGCAACAACAUGGUGUCCCUGCAGCCGCGUCAGUUGCCAGAGCAAAGUUACUGAUCCAGGGCAUUGGUUUUGACCCAAUCAAACAAGCUGUCCAAGGUGGGUCACCGUGGAAGACUAUCAAAAGUCUAGCAAACCAACAGCAACCACCCUUUCAGCUUGUCUUGCCAGAUGAACUUGCCACAGCCACUCAGGACCGAAAAGCGAAACAGCCCAAAGGUAAGAAGAAGCAGCCACAGAAGUUCCAACCAAACCAAAGCAAGACCUUUGAUGUCGAUCCAGCCAGAUUGAUGAUUGCAGAAGACACUUUCCGCACCGGAGAUGGUGUCUCAGCCCAUCAGAUUGCAUUGUCCCAAGUCGGUCCCCUUGCAGUCGGUGUUGCACUGGUUUCCUACCAAGAUGCCCUGCCAUUCCUACAGGCAGGUAAGCUGUUGACUCACCAAAGUUUGGCACUGCUGAUUGUCAAUGGCCCGGAUGAUUUGCAGACAACCCUCCCGUGGUCCACAUUGCGGUUUGCAGCCAAAUGUUCUGUCAAUCAACAACCAGUCUUGCUGUCAGGGUUUUUGGUCCAACUUGGAAGUGUCCCAGUCGAGCCCUAUUUCAAGACCGAUGGAUCAGCUGUAGGAAAUGUGCCUGUUGCAUGUGCCCGUCUCACGGUUUAUGCUGACCAAUGGCCUGGGGACUGGAGUGAGUUUGCUGACCACCCGUUCAAACAAAUGCUCGCCCUCUUGCAGCCUCUGCAGACAUGCAGGAAAGAGAACUGUCAGUGCGAUCUUUGGCAUCAGGACCCACAACUCCCUGCCACUGAGGUCCUCUUAGACGUUUUUCGUAGACAGUUUUUCACUGAUGGGGGCCGACCAACAAGACCAGCCAAUGCAACGCAUUUCAGCGUUCAGGUCAGAUAUCUGAAAAUGCAGGAAACGGCCUUACUCCGUUUGUCAGGACACCAUGGACUUUAUGUUGAACCCCGUGUUCCAGAUGCCACAGUUCCCAGCGAUGAAUACCAAGUGGUCUGGCUGCCUCAAGCCACCUUUCCGACUGCGCAGCAUCAGUUGCAAUGUGAGCCCAUGGGCAUUGGCCUAGCAAGAUCAGGAGCACGGUAUGGCAUUCGUGUCACCGCAGCCCAAUACCAACAGGUGUUCCAAAAGCUGGAACCGGAUGGACUUUUCCUUUCACCAGGUACCCGACAGGUGUGGCACUGUGGCCCUUGGCCCUAUGGAUGUGAUCGCAAGUCUCUCAGCAGGGUUUUCAGUGAUUGGAAGUGGCAGGCACGCCCUUUGCAGCCAGCCAAGCCCAUCAAUGGUGGACUCAUGUGGUUGAUACAAUCGGUGGAAGACCCUCCCAACACCGUUUACAACAUGCAGCAUGGGCAGGAUCCAUGGCAACAGGCCUUGCACAAAGUGCCCAUGCCAGCUGCACCAAGUGUUGUCACCAACUGGCAAGAGAUGGAGGACAGAGUGGCUCAAUCAGUGUUGCAGAAGUUGCCUCAAGACCGCAUGGAAGUGGACGACACCUCAGACCGUUUGCACCUUUUAGAGACACAGAUGCAGCAAUUGACCUCGCGUCAGCAAAACCUUGAGAGCUCAGUGACCGAACACCACAAGCAGCACACCGCCCAGGUCUCCAGCCUUCAGGCCCAGAUGAUGUCCCAAAUGGAAGUACAAGGGGUUCAGAUAGCCCGCAUGUUUGAGGAUCAAAUGACGAAGUUGGAAGGGUACAUGGCUGGUGAUUGGAACCAUGACAUGCCACAGCUCAGGGCCACCCAAAUUUUGAGUAACCUAGGCUUUGGUGACCCAGUGGUUGUUCCAGUUUGUCCUCCUGAUGCCAUGACUGCACUGGCGUUUUGUGAAGCCUUUAACUGUGAACUCCGUAGUCUUGAAGUCACCCUUAAUGCUGCCCGCCGCACUGCCAAAACCAGCAUGCACCUUAGUAAUCCCAACCUGGUUUAUAAAGACACCCGCCGACCCAUGCCUGAGCCAGUGACUAGCCUUCUUGACACCACAGCAGCAAAAGUCACUGACACGGAUCCAGAAGCAGUUGCGGUUGAAUUUGCACCCGAGUGCAGUUUUGAUCCUUUGAAGCCAGUUGUUGUUGAUGGCCAAGCUGUCUCCAUCAUCCACGCCACUGACGACAAACUGUAUUUGGACUCCAUGCCCAAAACUCAGCCAGGAGGGAAAGUGACACAGACCAAACCAGUGGGUUCACUACAGGCUAUUUUCCAGGCUUUUCAUGAGCAAUGGCAAAAGAGAUGGUGCCGCCAUGAUGCCAUUCCACAUAGCCACUGGAAGCAGUUGGUGGAAUUUGCACGACAGCAUGUCCCACAUGAGCCCACCAGCCCUUUGCGCAUCACACCUGAGAUGUUGCGUGCAGAAGUUGCCUCUAAAAAAGCCCAUGCUGCUACUGGCCUUGAUGGUGUUAGUAGACUGGAUGUUCUCCAAGCUGACCCCCACCAACUUGCGAGUUUUUGCUCCAUGUUUGCCCGGGCGGAACUUAGUGGUGACUGGCCUCUUCAAACCUUGACAGGCAGAGUGGCUUCGUUGGCCAAACGUGAGGGGGCUGAAUCCACCAAUGAUUACAGGUGGCCGGUUUUGGCCACGGCAGUUCAUGCCGGCACUCCACAGCCAGUCAUGCAAGCUUGGACUGGAGCCUUAGCAGCCAUGACAAGGUGUUUCAAGGUCCGUGACUCCUAUAGCCCAGGUUUUGUUACUAGCACUGGCCUUGCAGAGGGUUGUGCCAUGUCUUGUUUUGGUAUGUUGCUCCUCGAUGAUGUCAUGCACAGGUUCAUGGCAGCCCAAUACCCCACUUUGAGGGUGCUCAGUUUUGUUGACAAUUGGGAUUUUAUGACAUGGGACCCAGAUGCCGCAUGUAAACAGCUGGACGCCCUGCUUGCCUUCACCAAGCUCGCCGACUUGACGGUAGAUCGUAAGAAAACCUUUGCAUGGUCAACCGACCCUGAAGUGCGAAGGCAGCUGCGUAGCACAGGUCUUCCAGUUCUUCAGCACACCAAAGACUUGGGAGCACACAUAGCUUUCACCAGACAGCGAACAAACAAGUCCAUCACAGGCCGCCUGGAAGAUCUCACUGACUUUUGGGAUCAACUCAAGCGCAGCCGUGCAGGCUACAAAGCCAAACUCAGAGCGGUUAGGACCGUAGCUGAAACCAGACUCCAAUGCCCCCUGGACUUUUGGGCUAGUCAAGUUUUCCCGGCGGCGAGCGGUUGUAAAUGGUGCGGGGCCAAAGAUUCGCUGCAACAUCGGUACUUUGAGUGCCUGCAUACGGAAGACCUGCGGCUUCAACAUGCACCGCUCAUCACUGCCUUGCGUCCCCAGCUGCCAGAUGCCUUGGUUUUGCGCUCUUGGGCUCUCCUGCCGCCCACUCACUUUGCGUGGCUCCGUCUGUUGGAUUCUGUUCCUACUGUUUGUCCUCCGUUGGGUGCUCCGUUUCGUUCCUGUGGCUGGUCUGAGGUUUUCACUGAUGGCUCUUGUUUGUGGCAGUCGAACCCCGGUUUCCGUGUGGCGGCUUGGGGAGCCAUCCUUGCCAGUCCGUGUGAUCCUGCUUGGAAUCUGUCCUUUGACGGGGUGAUUGGUUCCGGGUGUCUGCCAGGUCUUUGUCAAACGUCCUACCGUGCUGAGUUGUACGCUGUUGCCUAUGUUUUGCACCAUGCAGCAAUUGGAGGCUUCAGGGUAAUUUUUUUUUGUGACUGUUUGGCGGUGAUAAAUAGGUAUCUCACUUCUGGGAAAGUGACGCUGAAAUGCAACAGUGCCAGCUCCGACCUUUGGUACUGGAUACUGCAAUCAGUUGACAGACUUGGAGAGGCCAAUGUGAAGCUGAUCAAGACGCCGGCGCACAAAACCAUUGCCCAGGCGAGAGACAGAAGGGAAGCAUGGAUGUUUUGGCACAAUCAAGAGGUUGACAAGCUUGCGAAAGCGACCAACAUGGCCAGAUCAGAGGCGUUUUGGACGUUGUGGACGCAGCACAGACAGAAUGUUUUAGCCGCGGAGGUCUUACACAACCAAGCUGUGGAGCUCCACCUUGGGGUUGCGAGACGAAGUAUCAGUUCAAGUGCGGAAGAGACUCUGGAUGAGGUGACUCUGCCCAGCGAACCUGGUAAGCCACAUGCCCGAGAGUUCCCUACACAGUUUGUUGUUGGAAGCUGGAGGGGUGGAAUUCCGCCCGCCUUGUCUCAGGAAUAUGGUUAUGGGCUCACUAGCAGACUGGAAACUUGGUGGCGCACACGCACGUCGGCGCCCACGGCUGGAUCAGUGCGAUGGAUAACUUUUGUUCAUUUGUACAUUGAUUACCAGCUGGCGUUUGGCGCUGAACACUGGUUGCUGACACAGUUGGAAGGCUUCGAACGAAAAUGGCCUCGCUCCGCACCACGAGCAGGCCACUUUGGGAAAGGUGUGGAAAGGUGGUAUCGUGAGCAGUUCCUCGGAGCACACUGUCAUCGCAUUCCCCCGCGUCCCGCGUAUGAAAUGGCCCAUCUCACUGGGGAGACCUCACACCCGCCUUUUCAAGGUGGGGCGGAGCCAUAUGAUGCUCAGUGCGCCUUCCGAUUGGGUUGCCGCGACGCAUUUUCCCACUAUGAGGGUUAUUGCAAGGAUUUCCAGAAUCGUGACGUGAUGGGCGAUCCUGUCCCUGCCGUCGAAUCACUUGAAGCAUGCCAAGCAGCCUGCAGGGCGGAUGAUGGCUGUGAAGGAGUCGACUGGUAUCCAGACACACAAGGCUGGCAAAACCACAAAUGCCACAAGCUCCCGGGAACGCCUGGCACUGGUUCUGGUGGCUCAUCCAGUUUGCAGGUGGUACAAGGCGGAGGCAAAUGGUUGGAUGCACAAUGCUAUGUGCGGCACUGCUUUGGAGGACUAGCACGACUCAGAAAUGAUCGGUGGCAGCACUUCACUGGCUAUUGCAGGGACAUGACUGGAACCGAUGUGAAGGGAAAUCCAGUGAACUUGCACCUGUCAACACUGGAAGCUUGCCAAAGUGUUUGUUCUGAGGACCUUUCGUGCGAAGCUAUUGUGUGGUAUCCGGAGUCUAGGGGAUAUGGAGGGGUGAAAUGUUGGAGGUAUCCACCUGCACCUGGAUCCACCCACAGUGGACGCGGUGACUCCACAGAGAUGCCGUCCCAGGGUGGUGGAAACUACUUGGAUGCGCAGUGUUACCUUCGCUUCGGUCGAGACAGCUUCACACAUUUUGACGGUUUCUGUACGGACCGUGACGGUGUUGACGUGAUGGCAGAUGCGGCUGGCAAAACCACAAAUGCCACAAGUUCCCGGGAACGCCUGGUUCUGGUGGCUCAUCCAGUUUGCCGGUGGUACAAGGCGGAGGCCAUUACCUGGACGCACAAUGCUACGGAUUGCACUUUUCAUACAACAGAUUUUCCCUUGCCUGCCGAGAAGCUCCAGACCACAAAUGGCCUGACAAUGAGACGCAACAGCCGCAUCAUCCUGGUCAACGAGGAGCAGCCUGCCCCUGUGGGUGAUGAACCAUGGUUUGGAAAGACCUUGUACCCACUGACCAAAGAUGCUGCAGCUGAGUUUGGCCAAAGCUACGUUGGCGACCUGUCCAAGAAGUUCAACAACAAAACCAUCCGAAGCCGUGGCCAUAUCUGGUCUGCCCAAGCUGCACCCAAGAAGAAGAACGUCAAGGAUUCAGCUGACCUGAAGGAAAGCCGAAUGAGUCUUGAAGACCGCCUGGCGUUCAUCGAGGGCAAGAAAGCUGAGUUGGCCUCCAUUUUUGAGAAUCAAGUUUGUCAGAUUGAGCUCCAUCCUGAGAAGGUCGAUUGGAACCGCGUGAUGAAAGCACGGUUUGUGCUGAAGUGGUCUGCCGACAACAAUGGCAACCCACGCGCAAAAGCACGUUUGGUUCUUCAAGGAUUUUCUGAUCCAGAUCUACUACGAGGAGAGCUUGACACAUCUUCCCCUACUUUGAGCCGGUCCUCACGGCAGAUUCUCCUGGCCAUUGCAACUUGCAAAUCCUGGCUCAUGUUCAUUUCUGAUGUUGCGACAGCCUUUCUUCAAGGCGAUCCCCAGAAGCGAAUUUUGUGGGCCAGAAUUCCCAAAGACGCUUGCCAGCUGAUUGGUGUGCCAGCCGGUACACUGAUGCGACUUCUCAAAUCCAUUUACGGGCAAGCCGAUGCUCCAAGAUGGUUUCAAGUUGCUCGCAGAAGAUUGAUUGCUGCAGGGUACCAACCACAUCCACUAGAUCAAUGCCUUUAUUGCCUUUUUCAUGGUGAUCAAUUGGUUUCAAUGAUCGGCAUUCAUGUCGAUGAUCUCAUCGGUGCUGGACUUGAAUCCGAUGAAGUCUACCAGAAGGCAAAACAGGCUCUUCAUGAGAGUUUCAACUUCAAACAUUGGACUGAAGGAAAAAAAACUGGUCAACUACAGUUUUGCGGUUGUGACCUUGAGGAUGAUGGCAAAGGUGGCUGGUGGUUGCGCCAACAGGCAUAUGUCCAAAAGAUCAAACCUUUGACCUUGAGCGAUUCAGAUGAGAAUCGUGAAUUGACUGUCAAAGAAGUGACAAUGCUCCGUGGACUUCUAGGAGCGCUUCAAUGGCCAGCAACCCAGACUUCACCUCACCUCAGUGCAAGCGUGAGUCUUUUGUGUGGCGAAGUGAGCGCCGCAGCAGUUUCCACAGCUACCCAAGCAAACAAGCCGCUGAGAUUUGCCAAAGCCAACAGCGACGUUGGACUCCAAUUUUCUGACCUUGGCCAGCUACAUGAGCUAUGCAUGAUAGCCUUGAGCGAUGCAGCCUGGGGCGUUCGAAAGAACCAUGAGUCCCAAGGCGGCUACUUUGUUUUGCUGAUGAAUGUGAAAGCCCUGCAAGGUCAAUUGGACCAACCCUACGUUGUUUUGGACUGGCGAGGCUACAAACUCCCCAGAAUCAGCCGCAGUAGCCUCAACUCUGAAGCACAAGCAUGCGCUGGCGCGAUGGAUGCCCUUGAGUAUCUCCUGAUCUUCUGGCAUGGAUGUGUGACUCCUGGCUUUGAGUUGCGCCACUUGGACGUCCACGACAUCCAAAUGCAGUCAGCCUUGGUGGUCAACGCGAAGGCACUCUACGAUAGCCUGAAAGCUGAAGUUCCACAGAUGCAAGGCGACCGAAGAUCCAAGAUUGAGGUCAUGGUUGUGAAACAGAAAAUGGAUGAGAUGAGAACGAAACUGAAAUGGAUUUCAUCAGAGACCCAACUGGCAGAUGGUGUUACCAAAAUUGCAGCACGGCAAUUGCUUGCAGAGCGCUUACGGUCCCAUGUCUUCUCCCUGCACUCUGACCAGAGCUUCCAAGCAGCGAAGAAGAAUACCCUUGCUGAACGCCAAGCUUAG
This is a messenger RNA of Cladocopium goreaui, 9660 nucleotides long. NCBI's taxonomy places the organism in Eukaryota, Dinophyceae, Suessiales, Symbiodiniaceae. The record is from the annotation of a GenBank genome assembly.